CGGGCGCUGCCCGAGUCGGUGUGCCAGCAGGCGCUGCGGGUGGAGAAGGGCGGCGCGGUGGACUUCGCCCGCGCCGAGCGGGAGCACCAGCUCUACGUGGGGGUGCUCAAGCACAAGCUGGGGCUGCAGGUGCUGGAGCUGCCGGCCGACGAGAGCCUGCCCGACUGCGUCUUCGUGGAGGAUGCGGCCGUGGUGUGCGAGGAGACGGCGCUGCUCACGCGGCCCGGAGCGCCCAGCCGCAGGAAGGAGACAGAAGCAAUGAAGAUCGCGCUAGAAAGUCUUAACGUCAAUGUUGUAGAGAUGACUGAUGAAAAUGCUACCUUAGAUGGUGGAGAUGUCUUAUUCACAGGGAGAGAGUUUUUUGUUGGUCUUUCAAAACGGACAAAUCAACGUGGUGCAGAAAUUCUGGCUGACACAUUUAAGGAUUAUGCUGUCUCCACAGUUCCUGUUCAUGACUCUUUGCAUCUGAAGAGUUUUUGUAGCAUGGCUGGACCAAAUCUGAUUGCUAUUGGUUCAAGUGAAGGCGCACAGAAAGCCCUCAAGACUAUGCAGCAGAUGAGUGACCAUCGGUACGACAAAUUGACAAUACCUGAUGAUGCAGCAGCCAACUGUCUGUACUUAAACAUUCCAAACAAAGGCCAUGUCUUGCUUCACCGAGCUCCUGAGGAAUAUCCGGAAAGUGCAAAGGUUUUUGAAAAGCUGAAGGACCACAUGCUGAUCCCUAUAUCCAACAUAGAACUGCAGAAAGUUGAUGGUGCACUGACCUGUUGUUGUAUCCUUAUUAACAAAACUUCAGAAUUAUGAGUUCACAGAAUCUGUCCUUGUAACUGGCAAUAACGUACAUGCAAGGUAGAAGAAUCUAUACCAACACUUUUAUUGUUUUUAUUGACAAUCUACUGUACCACUGUGCUACUAACCCUUGUUUACAAACCUUUUGCUUUGUGUAUUUUUAUUAUGUCCUUAUAGAUGGUAUUUAAGGCUUCUGUAUGUUUUUGCUGGGGUGAACAUAACUUCUACAGCAUAUUAGUCCAAUGGGCUAGGAAAAGGCAAUUAUGAUAGCUAACCCCUAGCUUAAGUAAUUUAUAUAAUCUGUGUGAAAACUAUUUUAGAACAUGAUCAUUGGUGAGAGUGUAAGCAUCUCUGCUGUCUUGAAACCUUUCUUCUGUCUUACCUUUUACCACCCACCCUUUCGUUUCUAGUUCAUCUCUUCUCACCCUUCUUCAGUCUUCCCCCUCUCUAUUCCUCCCCUCCCACCCCCGCUUUCAGAGAUCCAUGAUAUCAGUAGUUAAUGAAGGCAAUUCAAUAGGUUCAUGAACUUGGUCUCUUGUGUAGUAAGGAUGCUUUCCCUGUGACAACAGUAAUAGUGUGAAAUUGCUUAUACUUAUUAUCCUGAUUGGUAUCACAUUGCUGCUUCUGUGCAGCAUUAAGACUAGAAUACACUUCAGACUGCAGGUGGCAACCUGGGAAAAGCCUCUUUGUACAGGAACAUUCAAUGGGGGUGUUUAUUUGCUAGGUUUAAAUUACAGGAAAGAAGAUAGUUCAUCAGCCAAUCUGGAUGUGCCCCAGGGGUUCAGACUCCCAGUGUGUUUAUUCUUCUUUCAAACUGGGUUGGAAUGGAAGAGAUGUGUAAGUGUGCCAUAUAUUGAUUGCCUUUAAAGAUGCCCAUAUCUUUGUGAUCAUAAGACCACAUCCUAUGAAUGUUUGAGGCCCAUGUAGGCAAAAUAUUUGCAUUACACAAGAUAUUUAGAAAUAUUUUUUAUGUCUUCAGAUGAAUUUUUUUUUUUUUGGUCCCUACUUACUUUUGUGACAUUCUGCCCUCUUUUGGAAUACAGUCAUUGUUUCCUUUAUUCAGUCUAGUUUUUAUCUUCUGUAAUCAGAGAGACAACUUGCUACCAAAAUUCAAAAGAGAGAGAUUGUGAAAUUUGUUGAAGGGCAGCUAUUCCUGGAUUAUGCUCAUGAAUAAGGGAAGCUAUUGUCUUCUGCAAGGUUGGCAUGUGUAUUCAAUCUGUCCUUUGGACAGUUCUACUUGGAACAAUGGCCAUCUUUUUUUUUUUUAAAUUGCAUGAAUAUUUACUGUGGUAUUCAGUUAAGAUAAAUAUAUUUGUUUUAUAGCAGAUUCCACAACAUGUCUAUCCACUGAGUCAGACUUUCUUCACCACAGUAAAGUGAAGUAUACACAGUUGUGUUUACAUGAAACUCAUUAAAUCACUUGCAGACUAAGAAUGGAGAAAUCCCCAAACAGAAGCAGUGGUGGGAACUCUCUGGAGGUUGACAACAUAGUCUGAACAUUUUAUCAACUUCCUGGUUAUCCUCACCUUUCCUGUGCUACUUGUGGCUAGAUGCCAAGCUACAGUAGAAGCUGACGGAAGGCAGACUCAACCACCAUAGUCUGUAUAGAAAGUAAACAGUUCAAAUUAAAUGCACACUGUGAUUGUAUAUUUCUCUUGGAAACCCACAUGCUUUUGUACAUAGAAAGAAGGAGGGAAAGACAGGUACUUGCAUCAUGACACUUCCCUGUGCUGUCAGUAUUACGGACACCUUCAUUGAUGCACCUCAUACCACUAGUUAAAGUAGAUCCAAAGAGGAGCAGCAGCUCAUCGGGUCUGGCUGCUCCCCAAAAUAGGUGUCUGUGCCCCCAGUGCAUUGCAUCUUGUGGUGGCAGGACAUACUGCAAGAAAAAGAAUGCUGACAAAGAAGUAAUAUCUCUGGAAAAGGUGUUCAUAUCCCAAAGACAGCUAAACAGAUGUGUUGUUUUUGUGUAUCUGCAGUGUCUCUGGUUUUCUGUUGCCCGUUCCUCACUCCCUGUGUCAUGGUUUAGACUUGACCAGCAUGUACAGUCUGAAAGGGUAUAAAAAUGAAAUGGAGGCUUGCUUUCUCCUAUGCUUCAGAGGAGUUUGUUAUUACAGAAGGAGAAUUUGAGUUCAUCUACUCCAGGGCUUCCCAAACCCUGGUCUCUGUUCCCUUGCGGGGGUAUGCAAAGUAUCUCUGGGGAGUAUGCUGGAGAAGUUGUAUAAUGGCAGAUUUAUUUUUCAUUAUAAUAAUAAUAAUUGGCAUUUAAGGGGUCAAAAUAUAAAAUGUAUGUUGGUAGAGGUACACAGACAGCUGGUAAGUCUGGAAGGCGGUAUACAAUAAGGAAAAGUUUGGGAACCGCUGAUUUAGUUCUUAAUUGUGAUCCAUCAGAGGCAAGCUCUGU
Gavialis gangeticus (Gharial) is the source of this 3193-nucleotide messenger RNA. It is a transcript of the gene DDAH1, whose product is annotated as dimethylarginine dimethylaminohydrolase 1. The annotation marks the transcript as partial. Gene Ontology annotation, biological process: arginine metabolic process; positive regulation of nitric oxide biosynthetic process. The record is from RefSeq and is a predicted model, not a curated record. Gene Ontology annotation, molecular function: dimethylargininase activity; amino acid binding. The transcript has 6 exons. Lineage: Eukaryota; Metazoa; Chordata; Crocodylia; Gavialidae.